Molecule: messenger RNA, 303 nt
Organism: Mesitornis unicolor (brown roatelo)
Lineage: Eukaryota; Metazoa; Chordata; Aves; Mesitornithiformes; Mesitornithidae
Gene: BATF
Product: basic leucine zipper transcription factor, ATF-like
Exons: 4
Coding region: 1-303 (100 amino acids)
Biological process (GO): regulation of transcription by RNA polymerase II
Cellular component (GO): nucleus
Molecular function (GO): RNA polymerase II cis-regulatory region sequence-specific DNA binding; DNA-binding transcription factor activity, RNA polymerase II-specific
Source: RefSeq, a predicted model, not a curated record
AUGCCCCACAGCUCCGACAGCAGCGACUCCAGCAGCUUCAGCCAGUCUCCCCCUCCCGGCAAGCAGGACUCUUCUGAUGACAUGAGGAAAGUCCAGAGGAGGGAGAAGAAUCGCAUCGCUGCCCAGAAGAGCCGCCUAAGGCAGACACAGAAAGCAGACACGCUGCAUCUGGAGAGCGAAGACCUGGAGAGGCAGAAUGCUGCCCUGCGCCGGGAGAUCAAGCAGCUGACAGAGGCGAUGAUGCUUUAUGCCACACAUUCCUUCCACCAGCCCCACAUCAGCUCCCCACGCUUCCAGCACUGA